AUGGCAUUAAAGCAUCACGCUGAGUCUGGAGGAGUUAUCAUCAACAACAGCGAAAGUGUCUUGAUGUCGUAUGAGAAUGUGGAGCUGGUGUUCAGUGACACAGAGCGCUUGCCAGAAGCCUUCAGAAAAAGCAAGAAGGGAAGCGUUUACCUGACACCUUACAGGGUGAUCUUCUGGACUAAAGGGAAGGACCCUCUGCAGUCGUUCAUGAUGCCGUUUUAUCUUAUGAAGGGCUGUGAGGUCAAACAGCCAGUACUCGGUGCCAACUACAUCAAGGGAACCAUCAGCGCCGAGCCCGGAGGCGGCUGGGAAGGAUCUGCAACCUUCAAGUUGAUUUUUGCCGCGGGAGGAGCGAUCGAGUUUGGACAGUACAUGCUACAGGUGGCGGCACAGGCAUCCAGAGGGCAACCGGUGACUGUUAAUUACGGUUGUCCUUACAUGGCGAACGGGGCGUACGCUUACCCUCCUCCUCCGUCUGCUAACGGCAUGUAUUCGACUGCGGCUCCUCCACCUGGAUACGCCUACCCUGGACCUCCACCUCCAGGUGGAUUUUACCCCACUGCUCCUGGCUUUGAUGGACCAGCUGCCUACAUGCCUCCUCCUCCGUAUACAGCUCCGACGGACCACGCUCCUCUCGACCCAGACCUGCCCAGAAGCGCCGCAGCGGAGGCGAAAGCAGCCGAAGCUGCAGCCAGUUCCAGGGAGACUACGUUUGCUCCGUCACGAGUCUAUCUGCCCGAGGACAAGCCUCCACCGUACUCUCCACCUGAAGACAAGAAGAACCAGUAGACGUGUCUGCAGCGAGCACACAUCCUCUCCUCUCUCUCUCUCCAUUCCCUUCAUCUCAUCCUCACUUCACCAGUUAACUCGACCUGACCAGAAGAGAGAGACACAUGCAUAAAACUACUUUAAUUAAUUCAUAACUGGUGAAUGAGAGGGACCAACUGCUAGCUGAUUGAGUUUUCUAAAUGUAAAAAAAAAAAAAGAGUUGAUUUAGGAGACAUUUUAUGAGUGAUUUUUGUAUAGAUCGAUUGAACGAGGCUAGUUGCAUAUGAGUUUUUCUGGACGGAGCUUUGGUUGUCGUUCAUUCUCGACGGCUGCAUCCAAUGUUAUUAAAUAAGAGAUCGUUGAUCGUUGACUGCUGUCUUGUUACUCCACACUCAAGCAGUCGCUUAAAGGCAAUCCCCAUUGACUUCCGUAGUUUGGAAAACAAGACUUCUGGACACCUAGUCACUGCAAAUCAAAUGCGAACGCCCCUUUACUGCACAUUUGGCCAAAUGCAUCCCUUGAAGGAAUAGUUCAGUGCACAAUUACAAUUUGCUGAAAGAUGUAGAUGAGUUUGUUUCUUAAAAGUAGCCUUCCGUCACUUUCUCACCAAUGGAUCCCAGUCCAGUCCAUAAUCCAUAAUAACUCUUCCUCCUGUGAAAAAGUCCAUCAAAAUCCACCCACAUGCUUGUUUAGAGCUGCUUUGGCUUGUAAACGGUGCAUAUUUCUCUCCUAAUUCAGACGAGAUGACUUUAUCUUAUCAGAAAGCAAUAUUAUGAAUAUAGGACUCAGCCUGAAGCAAUGGUUUUAUGUUUAAAACAUCUUAAUGAUAGAUUUGUUAAGGUGUUAAUUGUUGGACUGGAGUGUUGUGGAUUAUUGUGAUGUUUUUAUCAGCUGUUUGGACUCUCAUUCUGACGGCACCCAUUCACUGCAGAGCAUCCAUUGGUGAGACACUGAUGCAAUGCUACUGUACAUUUUUCCAAAUCUGAUUAAGAAACAAACUCAUCUACAUCUCGGACGACCUGAGGGUGAGUGUAUUUGAGUUUUAUGUUCUGCAAAUCUGUUUUAUACAACAGUUAGUGAUUCUUGAUUCUGAUUGGACGGGCUGUUCGCUUGUUGUUUCCCUGCAACAUGCUGUGGUUGAUUCCACUUUGGCUUCUUUUGCAAUCAUUUUCAUUAAAAAUCAAUCAAAUUAACUGAGCAUUGUGUAAAACCCCUUCACAAACACCACAUGCUGUAUAUUGUGAUGAAGCUCGUUCAGACGUGUUCUGCAGCAGUGUGUACGAGUCUUAGCAUCUCUGUAGCAUGCAGCAGCAGUUCAGACUAAAGAUGCACUUUAACCCUUCAUGCACCUUCAGUCUCCUGGACAGCGUUUGUUCAUUAUUCUUUCCUCUAAUUUAUUUAAUUAUACAAUUAAUCAGUUAUGCAUGGUCUUCGCAGUAUUGUCUUAUUUAAAGUGUAUUUUAUUAAAGUAAACCUAUACAAGUG
This is a messenger RNA of Carassius auratus (goldfish), 2253 nucleotides long. RefSeq names its product WW domain-binding protein 2-like. The transcript has 9 exons. NCBI's taxonomy places the organism in Eukaryota, Metazoa, Chordata, Actinopteri, Cypriniformes, Cyprinidae. The record is from RefSeq and is a predicted model, not a curated record. Gene Ontology annotation, cellular component: nucleus. Gene Ontology annotation, biological process: positive regulation of DNA-templated transcription. Gene Ontology annotation, molecular function: chromatin DNA binding; transcription coactivator activity. The coding region runs from base 1 to 789 and encodes 262 amino acids.